This is a messenger RNA of Homarus americanus (American lobster), 513 nucleotides long. RefSeq names its product phosphatidylinositide phosphatase SAC2-like. NCBI's taxonomy places the organism in Eukaryota, Metazoa, Arthropoda, Malacostraca, Decapoda, Nephropidae. The record is from RefSeq and is a predicted model, not a curated record. Gene Ontology annotation, biological process: phosphatidylinositol dephosphorylation; regulation of endocytic recycling. Gene Ontology annotation, cellular component: clathrin-coated endocytic vesicle; early endosome. Gene Ontology annotation, molecular function: phosphatidylinositol-4-phosphate phosphatase activity.
GGUAACAAGGUUCGACGGGAAGGAAGAAACAAGGAACGAUAUGAGAGACGUAUUCUGGACGAGCUGAUGAAGAUGUUCAAUGACUCCGACUCCUUUUAUUAUUCGUGUGAAGCAGAUCUAACAAGCUCUCUGCAGCACCAGAGUGAUCCCUCCUAUGAUGCUAGUCUGCCACUCUGGCGUAGAGCUGAUGAUAACUUCUUCUGGAAUAAACACAUGCUUAUGGAUCUUAUUGAUCAGGAGAUACCAAAUUUGGAUAUAUGGAUUGUACCAGUGAUACAAGGCUAUGUCCAGACAGAGGCUGUGCCCCUUGAUGCAACAGUAUCUUCCCCAGAUGAUUCCAUGGACAAACAAAAACGUGAUCAGUAUACGUUGACUUUAAUAUCUCGAAGAAGUCGGUAUCGGGCCGGCACCAGGUACAAGAGACGGGGAGUUGAUGAGGACGGCCAUGUAGCAAACUAUGUUGAGACUGAACAAAUAGUAUCAUAUUCCCAUCACCGGGUUGCCUUUGUUCAG